Molecule: messenger RNA, 1463 nt
Organism: Abrus precatorius (Indian licorice)
Lineage: Eukaryota; Viridiplantae; Streptophyta; Magnoliopsida; Fabales; Fabaceae
Product: wall-associated receptor kinase-like 20
Exons: 2
Coding region: 533-1420 (295 amino acids)
Molecular function (GO): polysaccharide binding
Source: RefSeq, a predicted model, not a curated record
CAAGGGUUUUAGACUCCAAGCACAAUUGUCUGUGACUUGUAUUGCUGGGGCUGCCAAAGCAUGUGAUCAUGUGAUUUCUUAGUAUGCAAUUUGAAAUAAUGAAUGUGCUCUUAACUUCUUAUCAAUUGUUUUAUUUUAAAAUGUAAAUUUUAAACUAAACAUACUAUAGAUGAAGGUGGAGAUCAGAAGGGAAAUAAAUCAAAAUUCUAGUAUGGUAACGAUAUAGAACAGAUGAUAACUAGUAUAACCAAACCAUCUAAUUAGUCUAAUACUAGCAGAAGAAAAAAUAUAAACAAAAGCAUUAAACAGCGUACCAUGAAAAGCAUUAAACAAAUCCAUGUGUAGCAAAAACGCAAGUUCCUUAUUGCUUCCAUUUUAUUUCCACUUCUCAGAAAGGAAUUAUUCAUCCGGUAACUUAGCAAGAGGCUUUCAACAAUUCAAUAAAUAGUAACACCAACAUCAAACUUAGUAGCUACUCCUUCCUCUUCUUGCUUUGCCUCUUUCCUUGUCCUCUCUCAGCCUAUCAAUACCAAUGGAGUUAAGCUACCUUUCACUUCUUCUUCUCUCUAUUUUCCUUUUCCUACAUCCUUCUUUGAUCUCUUCUCAAAUCUGCCAGAGAAACUGUGGCAAAGACACUCUUAAGUACCCAUUUGGCAGUGGCCCUGGUUGUGGUGACCCUCGGUUCCAACCACAUGUAACUUGUAGCCAACAAAAGCUCACCUUCACCACUCACACAGGGUCCUACCCUGUUACCUCAAUUGACUAUACCAAUCAAGUCAUAUACAUCUCAGAUCCCACCAUGUCAACAUGCUCUUGCACUGUGCCUAGCAAAGGCUUUGGCUUGAAUUGGGAUGCCCCGUUUAGUUUUGAUGAUAGUACCAUCUUUGCUCUUGUAGACUGUGCAAUGAAUUCAUCAUCUAUAUGCAAAUCAAAUGGCUAUGAUGAUGGGAGCAAUUCUAAGCUUCUAUGUGAUCAAGGGUCACCAAUUUGUAGUCUUCUAUAUACGUGUCAGCCUAUUAGUACCAUUAACCUCCCCAUCUCCACAUGUUGUGUUUACACUCCAGUUAAUCUUGGCCCAUCUUUUGAAAUGGAUCUACAGAAGCUGCAAUGCCCUUCAUACACUGGAUUUUACAACUUCAACGAUCAACAAUCGGAUCCUGAAAAGUGGAACUAUGGAAUAGCACUCAAGUACAAGUUCAGUGUUACAAAUGACUAUCCUAGCUCAUGUGCUGCUUGUGAAAGGAGCUAUGGUGUGUGUGGGUACAGUGGAGCCUAUAGUUCAUUUAUCUGCAAUUGUCCUAAUGGGAUUAACACAACAACAGAUUGUUUCUUUGCAUCAUCUUACAAUAGUGGUUUUAGAAAUGGGGUUGCUUGGUUGAUCUAUCCUUUGGCAUGGUCCUUUGUUUGGUUCUACUUGUAAGUUAUUAUGGAUGGUACUUCAACAAUCAAGCUCAGGAGUCAUG